Salvelinus namaycush (lake trout) is the source of this 2735-nucleotide messenger RNA. Its product is annotated as protein shisa-6-like. The record is from RefSeq and is a predicted model, not a curated record. The transcript has 8 exons. Gene Ontology annotation, biological process: regulation of AMPA receptor activity; regulation of short-term neuronal synaptic plasticity. NCBI's taxonomy places the organism in Eukaryota, Metazoa, Chordata, Actinopteri, Salmoniformes, Salmonidae. Gene Ontology annotation, cellular component: postsynaptic membrane; AMPA glutamate receptor complex; postsynaptic density. Bases 1 to 1605 code for a protein of 534 amino acids.
AUGGGGAUAAGGCACCUUUUGCUGCUCCUCAUAUACCUGGACCCCCUGAGCGUUCUCUGCGCCGGGACAGGAGGCAAAAAGAUGAAACCCGUGACCAAGCGGACCCCCAAGGCGAAAGACACCAACAUCACCGCGGUGAUCCCCACCGCUGCGCCGCAGAAGAACACGACCAAGGACUACGAUACGUGCACUGGUUACUACGACGUGAGCGGACAAUUUGACAGAGAGUUUGCGUGUAACAACACGGUUCACCGCUACUGCUGCGGGUCCUGCUUCCUGCGGUUCUGCUGCCAGGAAAAAGAAAAACGAGUGGAUCAGUCAAGCUGUAAAAACUACAACAAGCCGGACUGGGUGAAAACGCCCCCCCCGUCGCCAGCCUCGACGGGACAGCCUUUUGACCCGAGUAUGGACCAGACGAACACUGCGGUGUACAUCACCUGUGGGAUCAUAGCUUUUAUUUUAGUGGUGGGAGUUUCGGCAAAAGUUGCCUAUGACAAAGCCACAGAGCCUCCUCAGGAAAUGAAUAUCCAUAGGGCCCUUGCAGACAUCCUGAGGCAACAGGGACCCAUUCCCAUAUCUCAAUAUGACUGUGAGAACUUUUCAGCCAUGAACGGCUCUCCCAAAGACAACACUCCUCAACAAACCUCCUCCAAGAACCACUACACCCCUGUCCACCAGUCCAAGUCCAACCAUGGUCUCCACUACGGGAAGGAGAGUGUCCGCAGCAGUGGAGGUCACGACCUUAAUACAUUCAUCUCCUCUGGGUUUGUCACGUUGGGACGCGGCCAGCCCAAAGGUACACACAACUACAACCAUAUGGUUCUAGGUAGCCCAACACGCACCCAUAAUGAGAACACUAGGAUGAGUGGCAUCCUGACCUCACAGACGGAGCCAUACGACCUGUCCUCCUCGCGCUCCUUCCAGAGCCUGUCCCACCUACCGCCCACCUACGAGGCCGCCGUCAAGGCCGACCUCAACAGAUACUCCUCCCUCAAGAGACUGACGGAUAAAGACGUCGACGACUAUUACACCCGCAAGCGUCAUCUCCCUGACCUGGCAGCCAGAAGCACCCUGCCCUUACACGUCAUUAAAAUGAACCAGGAACAGCAAGCCCCCAGAAGACAGAGGCCUCCUCGUGUCCAGAGGGCCAUGUCCCAGGACCGGGUCCUGUCCCCAAACAGAGACCCCCAGCCAGACUACCAUGGGAUAGGGAUGACUCGGCAAGGAGGACGUAUCCUGUCUGAUGAGCAGCUACUGUCUGCCGAGAGGCUGAGGUCCCAGGAACGCCUGAUGUCCCAGGACCGGCUGUACUACAACGAUAAGUCAAUGUCGCACGCCAUCUCGCACCCGGACGUGUUCAUGCCCACGACACCGCUCAUGGACCACUACAAGAUGACAAAAAUGCACUCCCAUCCCAGUGCCUCGAGCAACGCCGGGGCGGCAGGUGGAGCAGGAGCAGCGGUGCACUCCAACACAUUAGCCAUGAACCACACGACUAAUAAGAGACAGCAGUUUGCCUCCAGAAGGACCCACACUGUGGAGCAGCUCCACUACAUCCCCCAGCAGCACUACCGCACAGGCAGCAAGACUGAAGUGACUGUUUAACACUAGCUAGCAUGCUAACGGCUAGCUUGGGAGUGAGUCAGCAGAGAAUGCUAACAUCUCAUCGCUAGUUUAUAUAUACGUCAUUUAACAGACAGUUUUAUCCAAAGUGACUUAGUCAUGUGUGCAUACAUUUUUAUGUAUGGGUGGCCCCAGCGGGAAUCAAACCAACGUCCCUUGGUGUUGGGCGAGUAUGUGUGUGGGGGGGAAAGGGAUGGGAAAAGACUGACGAGUAUAACAGGACGAUAAUUGUAUGAUUUUAAGUCAAACAAAAGGUACACUCACAUUUUUUUGCAUUUUCAGUCUUCACCAGAUCCAAGAGCGGUACUGUACUGUAAGAGACUAGAGUUCUUCAGUAGACACAAACCCCACAAAGACUGAGUCAGCUGUGGUAGUGUGCUGUGAAAUUGGCAAACUACUCUACUGUUAUUCCUGUUACGCCCUAAGCACCAGCUCCCCUUGUCCACCACAAUUUGGGUGUGAUUCAUAUGAGGGGACAUAGGCUAUUUGAGAAUAGAGAGGCUCAGGCAGCCAACACAUCUCUUAUUCUAUAAACUUCUACUGCAUUGGUAAAACGCCAGGACUAAUCCGAUCAAUGUCUCCACAACUUCUGUUGUUGAGAGACACAACACAACCACAGGUGAUGGAACCAGGAUGACCCUGUACUAACUUUAUAAAUAUAUAAAUAUAAAUAACUACCGUUUGUAACCCCAGUCUUACUCAUAGCUAUAAAUCAAAACCGAUGUUAGACAAGUGUUCCAUUUCUAAAAAUGAAGAAGUGGUUUUAAAAAGUGGUUUUAAAAAGUGGUUUUAAAAAGCACAAUCAAUUAAUGAGAUUCUGUGUUUCUGUUCAGUUGUUUCAAAAGUUUGGUCGCUGAUGGCUAGCUCGUAGAUGAUUGUAAAUAAGCUAUACUUCUAGAGGCAGUAUUAUGGACGAGUCUGUACCAGUUGGCUUUUGUAUUAGGCUGUCUAAUGUUUUCAGUAGAUUCUGAACUGGUUAUAAACCACCACCGUUUCGUGAUAAGUUCAGACUAGAAAACCCACUUAACCAAGCAUUUGACAGGAUAAAUGAGUACUAUAACUAUGUUUGUAGAAUGUGAAUGAAUGUGAAUGAAUGUGAAUGAAUGUGAAUG